AUGUCUUUGCUACCUGGGCUUGAAGAACUUGGAUCCGGAUAUGAUUGUUUAAAUGGUUAUUAUGCUCAAAGUGAAUCAUGUACCGAAAAUCUCUUUGACUGGAGCAAUAUUCCGACGCGUGAAGUGAAGUUUAAUGGCCAGACCUAUAUCAUACCUAGGGUCGUUAAUUUUUACCCAAAGAUAACGUUUGAAUACUUCUCCAUUGCUGGUGAAGGUUUAGAUGAAUAUCAUCAAUCAAUUUCGAAAUCUGUAAAUAUAGGGGGAGAAUUUUUGGGGUUUACCGGCUCUUUAGAAACAGAAUUUGGGGAGGUUGUCGACUAUAGUACAUUUCGAAAAUUUAGCAGAAUUCAAUAUAAUUAUACAUCCCACCUUCUUCACCUAACUUCAUCACCUUUGGUAUUGCGGAAAUGUCUUAGAUCUGAAAUUCGGGAUGAAAUUGAUGAUCCAAAAAUCGAACCGGAGACAAUUUUCCAACGAUACGGAACUCAUUUUAUCCAUAGUCACAAAGUAGGGGGUCGCAUAGUACUCAGCAUUUGCACCAAUAAACUCAAUUAUAAUUCCAGUACAGACCUCAAAACGAUUGCGAAAGCUGCAGCGGAAGAAAUAUUCCAUGGAAAUGUUUCAAAUGAAUAUAAAGAGGAAGUUAAGAAAUUAAGAGAAAACAGCGAGAUUACUUUAAUUGGCUGUGGUGGGAAUAUCAGCGCACUUGGGAACGACAUGAUGCAUCCAAAUGUGAAUGCUUGGAUAGCAACAGUUCCAGACAACCCAGUUUUUAUAACAUUUGACAGAUCUGACAGUCUUUCAUUUAUCGGAGAUCUGGUGGAUGAUGAAAACAGAAAAAAACAGUUUGUAAACGCAUUGCCGAUUUAUUUUGACACUCAUAGAAGGAAAUUCAAGCCUUUUAACCCUCCCUACCUGGAAUAUGCAUUAGUGUCUUUAACUAGAGCUACCGGAUAUUAUCGAGACCGUGGAUUCAGGCCAGUUAUUUCCGAAGGAAGCAAAUGGAAAUGGUUGGCAGUUUCUUACGCUUCAGGAACCUCUAAUGAACAUGGUAUUGUGGUUAGAGAGAAGCCGUAUGCUCAAGGUCUUUUACGCCCUGUUGUCAAAAAAGAUUAUUUAGCCUACUUUGACUUGCUCUCUGUAGGCCCGGGCACUGGCUAUGUAUGCCAACCUUUAACGGAUGAUCCUGAUAAUUUUGUUUCUUUGGGCGGCUUUCUUGAAUAUCGUAAGGGAUAUCAUAAUCCAGCGAAUAUCAGAGAUCUUGUCGGUGUUCACCGAAGUCUUUGCGUUCGUGGUGAACCUGGUGAACCAUAUAUAUAUUAUGGUUCAUAUGGUAACAGCAAAACUUCUUCUUGGUAUAUUUCAUCAAAAGAGGGUGCCCUUGAUCUUUCAGCAAUCACUUGCAGUCAUAAUGACAAUCCGAGAGCGUAUAUCCUUUAA
Acaulospora morrowiae is the source of this 1440-nucleotide messenger RNA. The record is from the annotation of a GenBank genome assembly. Lineage: Eukaryota; Fungi; Glomeromycota; Glomeromycetes; Diversisporales; Acaulosporaceae.